AUGGGUGCUGCUCAGUCCUCCAGCAACAAGGAGAAGCUGGGACAUGAUGAAUGGAAAAAGAACCUGGAAAAGCAGUAUAACGGUCACUGGCGCUGGGCUCCUGGCAUCAAGUUCCGCCGUCCAGCGAAACUUACCCCCGACCAGCUCAAUGAUCGCAUUAUAGAGCUCGAACACGAACAACCCAUCAACUCAAAACAAUCAUACCUCAAUCCCAACGGAGACGACGAGCAUCAGAAGUUUCCAGAUCUCGAUACAUACUAUAGUUCAACAAAAGAAAUCCCGCGUCGAUUAGUUGUACAGGCGACUAAGGAGGCACGACAUGAUUCUCGACCUCGACACUGGGGUCAUGCCCGCAUCGAUGGCAGAACUCCGUUCAUCAUUCGACUUUCUGAACUCUGUUUGAACCCCUUCAAUCUGGAAAGAUACGAUAUUGGUUAUGAUGAUUUGGAAGAAGAGGAACAUUUGAAAUCGAAACAACACGAAAAAAGUGUCCCGCGACGAGUGUGGUGGGUUUUCGUCAAGAUCAUGCACCAUAUCGUGUCAAUAUUCCUCACAUUGACACUUGCCUGGAUUAUACAAGGGCUGCUUUCAGUCCAAGUCAUCACAGAGCCAUGGAGCUCCGACGGUGGUGACGAUUAUGAAUAUUACGAAAAUGUAAACUGGGCUUGGCCUAAGCAUGCAAUCAAUAUCUUGGAUCAGUCGCCCGAGAACCCACGACCACAGUCGAACAUAACGAGACUCACCAUCCCUCGUCGCUUAGUGGUAUGGGAUAAGGAUGUGGGUCAAUGGGUAGCCAAGGACACUUCCAAGCUUCGAGAUCCGAAAACCGGCAUGCUCCAGCCAUACGUCUUUCUCAGUUUCUCGCGUGGAAACUUCGCCGCAGAUGAUGAUACACUGAGACCAUUCUUCCAUACUGUGGCUGAGAGUAUCUUGGAGCACGAAAAUUCCACUCGGGGUCCGAAAGAAGAGCCUACCGAGGCCUUUUGGCUGGACACCGACUGUGUUUCACAUAACACUAAGGCCGAAGAGGCUAGAGACAUCAACACCAUUUGCGAUGCGGUGCGUUGCGCGAAGCGAGUUUAUAUUCUUCUACCAACAGAAAGUGAGGAGGAGAAGAGGAUUUGGGGAAACCGUAUUUGGACAUUGCCUGAGGUCCUAUUGGCCGCUGAGAAAGUUCGAUAUUGCAUCACGCCUUCAUGGUCGCAGCCUUUGUCGGCUAGUAAUGAUGCUCUUAAGAACACCUUCCACGACGUUGAAUUGACGGAUAUGUACCAAAGCUUCUGGCCUUUGCUUCCCCCAGUCUCUGAGACAGAGACAAAGGAUAACAACACAGAACGUCACGAAGAUGCUAUUUGUCAUCUCAUUGACCACUAUACAAACCGAACCAAGCUCAGUGAAUUGCAGCUAUUCACCUUCGCUGUCCAGGCCAUGGCACAGCUAAGUACUGGAAAAGAUGUUGAAGGAUACACCACAACAAGUAUGGCGUAUGCUGCAAUGGGACUCUUAUCUUAUCGCAUCACACCGGAUGACGAUGAUGAUACUUUCCAGGCUAUUGCUCGGCUGUCUCUUGUAAAUGAUAGCAACCGACUGCUUGAACGUCUGCUCUGCCUGUGGCCAAGCUACACGCAAACUAUCCAGGGCCCAAUCAAGUCACACGAUGAAGAGAAAUGCGCAGUUGCUGGUAGCGAGGCUCUUCUACGGAAUAUUGCAGACCGGGAUCAGUACUCCGUUCACCUUUGGGAUGUUCAACCUUCAUGCGAUGUGGUCGGUAUUGGCAACGACAAGUUCGCACCAACCGUCAUCGUGGAUCGCUGUCGAGGAAUUCCCAUUCGUUGGAAGAGCUUCCCACAAGUGCGAUACGUCCAGAACUUUCGAGGAUUCCGAGCGAACAUCUCUCAAACUGUCGUCUGGAUUGGUGCGUGGUUCCUUCUAGCUGGAUUCAAUCUCUUCGCAACGGUCAUCUCUCUCGCGUUUGCAUCUGUGGACACUAGUACGGAGACCAUUAACAUUCGCCAAUAUAUGUAUGGUAUUGCGCUGUAUGUCGGUAUCUCCUGGAUUAUUUCCUGGUUCAGCCCCAGUGCGGUACGACAGCUCUGCAGUGGUGGAUCAUCUGGUCUAUCGAACCACCUGGUCGGAUUUGAGGGUACGAUGACGCUUCGAGAGAUCGAGAAGGCUAUAUACGGUAACUGGAAUGGUCGUCUCUCAUAUGCCCCAUCCUGCACCAUCUUUUCUCGAAGUCUGCGUCACGAGACAAUUCGCAUGGGUGUCGAACCCCGUGAUAAAUAUGGAGAUCCCCUGGGCCCGGAACACUGGAAGAAACAGAAAGAGCUUCUUGGAAUCCCAGACACACACCGCUUGUUCACAAUCGUCGAUACUGGAGAUAUGAGCGUCUCGGUAAUUGCCGCUGAGAGACCGCCAGUUGUAGCAUUGGUCUGUGGUCGCGAAGGAGGCAUGCUCCGAGCACUGCUGUGCAGCUGGCGUUUUGAAACAAACUGCCUGUAUCGGGAGUGUGUGGUUCGUAUGCGGAGCUCGAUAGAAGAACGUGCUACACCUAAUGACUGGUUGAAGAUUAGUUUGGCUAGUCAAGGUGAUGUGGGCCGUACUCGGAAGAGAUACUUGCAAAGGACCAGAAACCAUGAGAUGGAGAGUGUGCAGUCUUCUGCAUCCCUUCCGCCCCCUACACCUCCGCCGAAAGAACCUGUCGUGAAGCAAGUGGCAAAAUAA
Messenger RNA from Penicillium malachiteum, 2724 nucleotides. RefSeq lists its product as uncharacterized. Lineage: Eukaryota; Fungi; Ascomycota; Eurotiomycetes; Eurotiales; Aspergillaceae. The transcript has a single exon. The coding region runs from base 1 to 2724 and encodes 907 amino acids. The record is from RefSeq and is a predicted model, not a curated record.